AUGCAACAGCAUCCGCUCCAGUUUCAACAGUACCAUUCUCACCAAUCCUCACAACAGCCGACUUUCUAUCUCUACCAUGUCUCACUAUCAGCUUUUUCAGGGGGCGGAAGCAACAUGGGUUUAGGUGGCAUUGGUACCGCUUUUAGCGGCAAUAGCACCUCGAAUGCACAAAGUCCUAAUACCUGUCCCUUGAUAGCAACCAACACCACAAGUACCAUCAAUUUCACUUGUAAAAGCCCAGGGUCAAGAGAAGUUGCCCCUGGUCACUCUAGUCAAUUAGUCCGAUCAGUGUCCAGAGGAAAUUGUGGUUGUUGUGCUGGGAGUAACAGCAGCCUAACAUACUGUUCACUAGAGUGCGGACUGCGCAAACCAGAUCAGAAGCUGCAGUAUCAACAUCAGCCUUUGGUAGUGAAUAGGUCUCCUGAGCAGGCGACAGGCCGAAUGGUCGAUCCGAACGGAGGAGCAUCAAGUCAGCGCCGACCCGAGGGAAAGGAUGGGACGUUAAGAGAUGUCAUUCGUGAGGGUAGAUUUGACAGCCUUGGAGCCAGACUGGGGGAACGAGCUAGUGAAAUUAAAGCAGCGUUAGUAAAGUCGAAAUUUAGGCAAGAUGGCAUGGAUGAUGAUCCCUACGGAGGUGUCUAUGGAGUAGAAUAA
This is a messenger RNA of Protopolystoma xenopodis, 654 nucleotides long. NCBI's taxonomy places the organism in Eukaryota, Metazoa, Platyhelminthes, Monogenea, Polystomatidea, Polystomatidae. The record is from the annotation of a GenBank genome assembly.